UUAUAAGUGAGGAGGCUGCGCCUGGCGUGCUGAGCGCCUGGGCUCUAGAGCUGAAGAAACACCGGGAGCUAGGCGUCGCGUCCUUUGUGCCCGGAACCGUGGGGAUGUGUCCGCGCUAAGGAGCCAGCUCCAGUAUGGGGGCCGAAUCUGUGUGGGCCUCAGGCCUCCUGGUGCUGUGGCUGCUGCUCCUAGUGGCUGGGGAUCAGGACACGCAGGACACCACUGCCACGGAAAAGGGACUUCACAUGCUAAAGUCGGGGUCAGGACCCGUCCGUGCUGCCCUGGCAGAGCUAGCAGCCCUGCCCUGCUUCUUUACCCUGCAUCCGCGGCUAAGCACCCUGCGAGACAUUCCUCGGAUCAAGUGGACUAAGGUUCAGACCGCAUCAGGCCAGCGACAGGAUGUGCCAAUCUUGGUGGCCAAAGACAACGUGGUGCGUGUGGCCAAGGGCUGGCAGGGACGGGUGUCACUGCCUGCUUACCCCCGGCACAGAGCCAAUGCUACCCUCCUGCUGGGGCCACUGCGAGCCAGCGACUCUGGACUGUAUCGCUGCCAAGUGGUGAAGGGUAUCGAGGAUGAGCAGGACCUGGUAACCCUGGAAGUGACAGGCGUCGUGUUCCAUUAUCGGGCGGCCCGGGACCGCUAUGCUCUGACCUUCGCUGAGGCCCAGGAGGCUUGUCGCCUGAGCUCCGCUACCAUCGCCGCCCCACGGCACCUGCAGGCUGCCUUCGAAGAUGGCUUUGACAACUGCGACGCGGGCUGGCUCUCAGACCGCACGGUUCGGUACCCGAUCACUCAGUCACGUCCUGGUUGUUAUGGUGACCGCAGCAGUCUGCCGGGUGUUCGGAGUUAUGGGAGACGCGACCCGCAGGAACUCUACGAUGUCUACUGCUUUGCCCGCGAGCUAGGGGGUGAAGUGUUUUACGUGGGCCCCGCCCGCCGACUAACCCUGGCGGGCGCGCGGGCGCAGUGUCAGCGGCAGGGUGCAGCGUUGGCCUCCGUGGGGCAGUUGCACCUGGCCUGGCACGAGGGCCUGGACCAGUGCGACCCGGGCUGGCUGGCCGACGGCAGCGUGCGCUACCCGAUCCAGACUCCGCGCCGGCGUUGUGGGGGCCCGGCUCCAGGUGUGCGCACAGUGUACCGCUUCGCCAACCGCACGGGCUUUCCGGCGCCAGGAGCACGCUUCGAUGCCUACUGCUUCCGAGCUCAUCACCAUACAGCACAACAUGGAGACUCUGAGAUCCCCUCAUCCGGAGAUGAGGGGGAGAUUGUGUCAGCAGAGGGGCCCCCAGCCCGAGAACUAAAGCCCAGCGUGGGGGAGCAAGAGGUGAUAGUACCUGACUUCCAGGAACCUCUCAUAUCCAGUGGAGAAGACGAACCCCUAGACUUGACAUGGACACAAGUACCUCAGGAGACCCUCGGCUCUACCCCAUGGAGCCCCACACUGGCUUCAUGGCCCGCUCUGGAAAAGCGGCUGCUUACAGGUGCCACAAGCCCCAGCAGCAUGGCAGUAGAUAUGGAAGAGACAACACCCUCAGGCACACAGGUAGCCCCCAUCCCCACGACAACGAUGACGAGGAGGGACCGCUUUAAAGGGUUGAAUGGUCGACACUUCCAGCAGCAGGGUCAGGAAGACCAGCUGCCUGGGGCAGCAGAGCCCAGGACCCAGCCUUCCACCCUGGAAGUUACUGCCGACCACAUGAGGCCUUCUGCAGCCACAGAGGCUUUAGAGGGUGACCAGAGUCACAGUCCUUGGGCCAUUCUGACCAACGAAGUGGAUGAGCCAGGAGCAGGCUCUCUUGGCAGCAGGAGUCUCCCAGAGUCCCCGAUGUGGUCCCCAUCGUUGAUCUCACCCAGUGUCCCAAGCAUCGACAGUACUCCUGACCUGAAGCCAGGGGCAGCUGAGGCCCCCAGUGUGAAGGCAACCAUCCCGCACCUGCCCUGGCUGCCCUCAGAGCCCCCUGCUCCCUCCUCCAGCCCCUCAGAGGCCCUCAGUGCUGUCUCCCUCCAGGCGUCCCCUGAUGAUGGCUCCCCAGACUUCCCCAUUGUAGCCAUGCUUCGAGCCCCCAAACUGUGGCUUCUGCCACACUCUACACUGGUCCCCAAUGUGACCCCAGUCCCGCUCUCCCCAGCCUCUCCACUCCCCUCCUGGGGCCCAGAAGAACAGGCUGUCCAGCCUGUCAGCCUUGGAGCCGAGGACCUUGAAACCCCAUUUCAGACCACCAUGACUGCCCCAGCUGAAGCCAGUCACAGAUCCCCUGAUGCAGAUUCUAUAGAAAUUGAGGGGAUCAGCUCCAUGCGGGCUUCAAACCACCCCAUCUCUGGCCCAUGGGCUUCUUUGGACUCCAGCAAUGUGACAAUGAAUCCUGUCCCUUCUGAUGCUGGCAUCCUAAGGACUGAGUCUGGGGUCUUGGACAUAACAGGGAGUCCCACAUCAGGUGGACAGGCUACUGUGGACAAGGUGCUGGCCACCUGGCUACCACUGCCUGGAAAAGGACUGGACCCUGGCUCCCAGUCCACACCCAUGGAAGCCCAUGGAGUCACCAUGAGUGUGGAACCUACAGUGGCUUUGGAGGGAGGUGCUACCGAGAGUCCUAUGGAGGCCACCAUGGAGGUGGUCCCCAGCACUGCUGAUGCCACUUGGGGGUCUGAACCCAAAAGUUCCAUUUCUAGCACCCACAUGGCUGUGACCGUGGCCGGGCCCCAGGUCAUGCCCACACUGACCUCUACAGGCUCCAAAGGCCACCCAGAGCCAGAGGGACAGAUGGUGGCCCAGGAGUCACUGGGACUUCUCAGCAGUCUAUCUUCACAUCCCUGGUCAUCCCUGGCCUCCAGCACGGACGAAGUGGCCUCAGUUUCCUCAGGGGAACCCACAGGGUUGUGGGACACACCCAGCAUUCUGAUACCGGUGUCCAUGAGCUUGGACGAAUCAGACCUGAAUGUUGUGGCUGAGAGUCCAGGCUUGGAGGGCUUCUGGGAAGAGGUGUCCAGCGGGCAGGAAGACCCCACAGAUCCCUGCGAGAACAACCCCUGCCUGCACGGGGGCACCUGCCACACCAACGGCACCAUGUAUGGCUGUAGUUGUGACCAGGGCUAUGCUGGGGAGAACUGUGAAAUUGACAUUGAUGACUGCCUGUGCAGCCCUUGCGAGAAUGGAGGCACCUGCAUCGACGAGGUGAACGGUUUCAUCUGCCUCUGCCUUCCCAGCUACGGGGGCAGCCUGUGCGAGAAGGACACAGAAGGCUGCGACCGUGGCUGGCACAAAUUCCAGGGUCACUGCUACCGGUACUUUGCCCAUCGGCGGGCCUGGGAGGAUGCAGAGAGGGAUUGCAGGCGCAGAGCUGGCCACCUGACAAGCGUCCACUCGCCAGAAGAGCACAAGUUCAUUAACAGUUUUGGACAUGAGAAUUCGUGGAUUGGCCUGAAUGACCGGACAGUAGAGAGGGACUUCCAGUGGACAGACAACACAGGACUGCAAUAUGAGAACUGGAGGGAGAAGCAGCCGGAUAAUUUCUUCGCAGGUGGGGAGGAUUGUGUGGUGAUGGUGGCACAUGAGAGUGGGCGCUGGAAUGAUGUCCCCUGCAACUACAACCUCCCCUAUGUCUGCAAGAAGGGUACAGUGCUGUGUGGUCCCCCUCCAGCAGUGGAGAAUGCCUCUCUUGUUGGUGUGCGCAAGGUCAAGUACAAUGUCCAUGCUACUGUGAGAUACCAGUGUGAUGAAGGAUUCUCCCAGCACCAUGUGGCUACCAUCCGAUGCCGCAACAACGGGAAGUGGGACCGGCCUCAGAUCGUGUGCACCAAACCCAGGCGGUCACAUCGGAUGCGUAGACACCACCACCAUCCACACCGACAUCACAAGCCUCGCAAGGAGCACAGAAAACACAAGAGACACCCAGCGGAAGACUGGGAGAAAGACGAAGGGGAUUUCUGCUAAAGAUCCAGACUAAUCAAGCACAAGUUCCCACACCUCCUCCAGAAUAUUUCCCUGGGGACCCAGAACCCAGCAGCCACCAGAGAGAGGGUGGGGACACCCCAGAGCCCCACAUCCCUGUGGUCCUGUGGUCGGUCCUCUGUACAAAGCUCAGAUUGCUCUCUCCUUCCUUACUGAGGUCCUCCUGGCAGGGGUGGCUGGGCCCGAGAGGCCACUCUGAUCUGGCUGAGCCUCUAGGAUUACUUCUCAGCCAUCAAAGGGGGUCCCAAAGUCUGCAUCCAUGAUGGGUGACAGUAUGUCUGUGUGUGCUGGGGAGUGGCUUUCAUACCAGAGAUUCAGGCUUAGUAAACAGUGGACCAUCCUGAAUCUAUGGUGAAGCUUUGGCUAAAGUCACUAUAUUUGAGUGGAGGACCAGCAGAGCAAACAGGAUGGUCCCCUGGGAUCCCUCAAAGGUGGCUUCCAUCCCUCUGGCUUUCUUUUUUUCCCCUUUCUUCUUCCUCCUUCCCAAUUCCAACACCUCCAGUCCCCAAACUAGGCUGGCCUUGAACUCACUAUUGUAGAAGGAUGUCUGUCCUUGAAGUCUCAAUUCUCCUGCCUCUGUGCCACCAUGCCUACCUGGUUUAUUUGGUGCUGGAUGGAAUCUAGUACCGGGUAGUGCUCUCUCUACUAACCAGCCCUGGUCUUUGGUCUUGGUACAGACCACUAAAUCUAGUGUGGAACUCUCAUGUACUGAAUUUUAGUGAUGUCUCUUAGAGCCACUGGCCUCUUGGUUUCCUAGGGGAGGCUACUGAGAGUAAUGGGGGUGGGAAGGGUUAGUGUCUUGCUGACUCCCCAGGUCUAGUGCUGUGUUAAGAUCUGGUGGUUCUGUUUUGGGUUGUUUUUGUUUUGAGACAGGGCCUCACUGUGCAGCCCUGGCUUGCCUGGAACUUGCUGUAUAGACGAGGCUAACCUGGAACUCAGCGAUCUGUCUGCCCAGCCAUCUUUUGUUGUAUUGACAUAGGAUCUCCAGAGCCUAGGUUGGGUUUCAGGCCACAGCAAUCAUCCUUUCUCAACCACCUGAAGGUGACAGGCAUACGCCAUGCUAUGUGGCAGCUUAGUGGGUUUGUGAUGACAAAUCUCCCAUAUCCAUGUGUACAGAAGUAAGACCAGUAGAGAAGAAUGUGCUGGAUGCUGCUGUAUCCCUCACCCUCCAUCUCUCAGGGAGACAGACAACCUUCUGCCUGGACCAAGAUGGUGCCAUGUUUUCUAACCCAGAGCCUGUCUUUACUAAACCCUUUCAGCAGACCUCAAUAAAUCUCCUGCCUCAGAUCCCAUCCCUGCCCCACCCCACUUCUGUUUCCACAUCCUGCCUGAUGGACUUAAUGCUUACAGUGUUCGUGGUCCUAUGGUAGAAAGAACAACGCUCUUAGAAUCAACACACACACACACACACACCUUCUCUCCUGGUUUUACAUUUUUAAAAAUGUGAAAGAAUCCACUUUGCAUUCCCUCUUCCCAUCUGCACCCCAGAAAAGACUUCCCAAGCCAGGGACAGGGCCCCUCACAGAGGGAUUUGUCUAUAGAGCUCAUGCAGUCUGGGUAGAAUCUGUGAAUUUGUGUUAAAACCACAAUAGAGCCUGAGCUCAGUGGGUAAGGAUGCUGCAUAAGCCUGAAGAAGUCAGUUUAAUCCCUGGAGCCUAUGUUUUAAAAAUGGAAAGUCUGGUAGGGUGGUGUGCAUCCUGGUCCCAGUAUCCCUGUGCUGAGAGACUACAGGAGACUUGUAAGCCAUCUAACCUGGAGGAUCACAGCCAACUCCUAAAAGUUAGCAUUUGACCUCCACUGCACACUGCAGUGUGGGUGAGUCCCCCAACACACACAUAACCCCCCCACACACACACACACACUACACAAGCACAAAACAAAUAAGUAAAAUUUUCAAAAACUGUAGGCGGGGCAGGGAUGAGUGCACAGAUCUGCACAGGUCCUGGGGUAUUCCUAAGUGUUUACUGAGCCUGCAUCCCUUACAGGAGGUAAUGGAAGCCUGGGGCAGUUACUGAAUAGAAGCCAUGCAAAGCCUUGUGAGAUGGAUGCCCUUGAGUCCUCAGCAGCUCCCAUGGCCCUUAGUCUCACAUUUUACACAUGAUGGUAAGAGAAGACAAAGUUGUUUUCUUUUAGACAGGGCCUCAGGCUGGCCUUGAAUUCACUGGGUAGCUGAGGAUAACCUUAAAGUCCUGAUCCUUCUGCCUCAGUUUCCCAAGUGCUAAAAUGGCAGGUAUGCACUAUGACUGGUGUAUGCAAUGGUAGGGAUGGAAGCCAGAGUUCUGUGCACACAAAGUAAAUAUUCUACACCUGAGCUCCAGGCACUCUGUCAACUGAGCCCUAAGCACUCUGUCAACUGAGCCCCAAGUACUCUGCCAACUGAGCUCCAAGCACUCUAUCAACUGAGCCCCAAGCACUCUGCCAGCUGAGCUCCAAGCACUCUGCUAACUGUGCUCCAAACACUACCAACUUAGCUCGAUUCCCAAACCAGCUGACACACACACACACACACACACACACACACACACACACACACACACACACACACCAGCAGGCUUGGGAAGUGGUUGAGAAAAGCAAACUGGACCCUGAUCCCUAAAGGUCCCUGCCGCUGGGGGCACAGCUUCUUAGUAACAUUUCCUAAUUCAGAAGGAACCCCACCAAUCCCCGGCUCCAGGGACUGGGGGCGUGGCCUGCUGGAGCCUGGCCCGCUGGGGGCGUGGCCUGCUGGGGCUUAGUGGUUGUUCCCAGCCACAGCACUGUCUGCUGCGUGAAGUGGGGCGGGGGUGCUUUAGGCUUUUCUGAACUGGAGCCUCAUCUUCAGCUCUUUCCCUCCCUGGCGUGUCUGCUUGGGCCACGUAUGUGGGAGGAGUGUGAGUGUGCGUGCGCGCGCGAAUGGCUACAGUUCUGCUGUGUUUUGUUUUUUUUUUCUUUUCUGGGAGCUUUGAUGUUCCGUGGAUCUGUGAUAUCUGACACUGUGGAUGUUAAUGUACUUCUUGGACAUUUUAAUAAAAUUUUUUUAACAGCUCAA
Molecule: messenger RNA, 6978 nt
Organism: Mastomys coucha (southern multimammate mouse)
Lineage: Eukaryota; Metazoa; Chordata; Mammalia; Rodentia; Muridae
Gene: Ncan
Product: neurocan
Exons: 15
Coding region: 135-3932 (1265 amino acids)
Biological process (GO): cell adhesion
Molecular function (GO): hyaluronic acid binding; calcium ion binding
Source: RefSeq, a predicted model, not a curated record